UAUAGCAGAAAGAGAUAUUGCGAGGCGGCGUGAGGAAGCUCAGGGGCGGCUGUCAGGAUGGUGGGGUCGUUGUGCCGGGCCGCCACCCGCGUCCUUCAGGCAGGAAGGGGCCCCGGAAUCCGACGUGCCAGUGGAGGUGUGCAUAUUGAACCACGCUACCGCCAGUUCCCAGAGCUAACACGGUCCCAGCAGGUCAAGGCUGAGGUGAUCAGCAGCCUAAUGUGGUUCUGGAUCCUGUGGAAAUUCUGGCAUGAUCCUGAUGCUGUGCUGGGCCACUUUCCUUAUCCAGAUCCUUCUCAGUGGACAGAUGAAGAGCUGGGAAUCCCCCCUGACGAUGAAGAAUAAGCAUGAAUUGUUUGUUCCAAGACUCCUGGGAAGAGAUCUGCAGAAAAAGAUGCUUCAUUUUCUGUAGCAUUUGAAAUUGUAAAUAAAGCUAAAAUAAAUUCA
Messenger RNA from Anolis sagrei ordinatus, 447 nucleotides. It is a transcript of the gene NDUFB2, whose product is annotated as NADH:ubiquinone oxidoreductase subunit B2. Lineage: Eukaryota; Metazoa; Chordata; Lepidosauria; Squamata; Anolidae. Gene Ontology annotation, biological process: mitochondrial respiratory chain complex I assembly. Gene Ontology annotation, cellular component: mitochondrial inner membrane. The record is from RefSeq and is a predicted model, not a curated record.